AUGUACAAGCUCAAUUUCAAUGCUGCUGUUUUUGCAAAUAGGGAGGCAUCAGGUGUAGGAGCAGUGAUUCGCAAUGAGAAGGGGGAGGUGAUGGCUGCAUUAUCGGCGAAAGGUGCUACUGUAGUGGACAGUGAGGAGGCUGAGGUGUUGGCGUGUCAAAAAGCAUUGGAGUUCGCCGUGGAUGCUAGUUUCUCGAACCUGAUCAUUGAAGGUGACAAUGUGACUGUGAUGCAGACUAUCUCCUCAACACAACCUAAUCUCUCUCAGUUGGGACUGGUUUAUGAGAACAUUCGCUGCAUUGCAGCAGGUCUUCGAUAUGUGUCUUUUAGCUGUGUUCGUUGUAGUGCCAACUUAGUUGCCCAUUCUUUAGCUCGUUAUGCCAGUCAAAUAGAUAAUGAAAUUAUUUGGAAGGAAGAAUCGCUACCACCAGCCUUUGAGGCUUUGUAUUUGGAUUCUAGCUUUUUAUAA
Quercus robur (English oak) is the source of this 468-nucleotide messenger RNA. RefSeq lists its product as uncharacterized. Gene Ontology annotation, molecular function: RNA-DNA hybrid ribonuclease activity; nucleic acid binding. The coding region runs from base 1 to 468 and encodes 155 amino acids. The record is from RefSeq and is a predicted model, not a curated record. Lineage: Eukaryota; Viridiplantae; Streptophyta; Magnoliopsida; Fagales; Fagaceae. The transcript has a single exon.